Tuber melanosporum (Perigord truffle) is the source of this 2645-nucleotide messenger RNA. RefSeq lists its product as uncharacterized. Bases 1 to 2466 code for a protein of 821 amino acids. The transcript has 4 exons. Lineage: Eukaryota; Fungi; Ascomycota; Pezizomycetes; Pezizales; Tuberaceae. The record is from RefSeq and is a predicted model, not a curated record. Gene Ontology annotation, cellular component: nucleus.
AUGAUGGAGCAGCUUGCUGAACGUAGGAUGCAACGUGAAGAAGAAGCAAAUGCUGUUGCUACUGGCCAUACUAUGAAUAUGUCUGUAGGUCAAGGUCAUAUACCACACACACAUACUCAGUCGCAAGAGUAUGAGGACGAAGAGGAAUAUGAAGAGGAUGAGGAUGAGGAAGGGGAGUACGAGGAGGAUGAAGAGGACGAGCCGGAUACGAUGACCGAAGAGCAACGCAUGGAAGAAGGUCGGAGGAUGUUCCAAAUAUUUGCUGCUCGAAUGUUCGAACAACGGGUUCUUACGGCUUACCGGGAAAAGGUUGCACGUGAGAGGCAAGACAAACUUUUGGAGGAACUUGACGAGGAGGCUCAGCUUCGGAUUCAACGUGAGGAAAAGAAGGCGAAGGAAAAGGAGCGGAAAAAGGAGAAGAAACGUCUCCAAAAGCUGGCCAAGGAGGAGGAGCGGCUUAAGAAGGAGGCGGAGAAGGCUGCGGAAGAAGCUAGACUCCGGGCAAUUGAGGAGAAGAAGGCGGAGGAAAAUAGGAAACGAAAAGAAGAGCAAAGGUUGAAACGGGAUGCUGAGAAGAAGGCGGCAGAGGAGGAACGUCGUAAAAAGGAGGAGGAGAGGAGAAAGCGCCUCGAAGAGGAGCGGGAACGAGAGGCGGAGCGAGAACGGAAGCGUAAGGAGCACCAAGAACGGGAGCGUAAGAAAAGGGAGGAAGCCGCAAAAAAGGCAAAAGAGGAAAAGGACGCUCGGGACAAGGAGGCCAGGGAGAAGCGAGAGCGGGAUGAACGAGAGAGGAAAGAGAGAGCAAGGAAGAAAGAGGCAGCAGAUCGUGAGAAUGCAAGGAAGGAAGAGGAGGAAAGGUCAAAAGCCGAGGCCCUUGCAGCUGCUACAGCUGCAGUCAAACGUCCACCCCCUGUUUCGGUACCGGCAUCUAUACCUCAAGUAUCGCAACACCCACCUGGUAGUUUUAGUUCCCCUCACCUAUCCAUUGCAACACCCGCCCUACCCAAACAGCCUGUCGGGCCUUCACCUGCUCGUUCUCGAAAUGCCUCCCAGCAGGGCUCUAUCCAGGGAUCCGUGGCGUCUUCGCCCAAGACUCCUCAGGCGGUUCCGAGAAUGGGCCCCUCUGUGUCGCCUAGUACGCCUAUCUUACAGCAUAAUAUACCUGGUCCAAUUAUCCCCUCAAAUAAGACAUUCCAGUUCCCACCCCACAUACCUCAUAUGGUGCCUACCUCACCAUUACCUCAUCAUAUUGCACCACCCCCAGGAGUCCCACCGCCCGAGGGCUUCCCUAUAUCCCCCAUUGGAGUCAACAAUCCCAUGAACCCCUUCCUCCCCGGGCUUCAGCGAGGACCACCUUUCCCAAAUGGAAUGCCAAUGUACUCUCCUGCCCAAAUGCCGUUGAGUUCCGCCUCUCAAUACCGUGGGUUCGCUGCGCCAAACGGUAUGCAAAUGCAAGUUCCAGCGACACCAGGCAUGAGGCCACUUCCUCAGCAAGGGCGUGGCAUUUUUGUGGCAGAGAUUGCUCCCGGAAUGCCGCCUCAACUUUCUCCAGGGGUUCCAUUAAUUGCACCAGGGUCACCAUUCAUGAAUAACCGUGCGGAACCUGUUCCCAUACCAGGCAACCAUUCCCACAACCGGGCGCUUUCUGGUUCCUUUGAUCCAAUCCAACACCCGACGCCUAUUCAACGACCCUCUAGCGUAGCCCCACCAAAGAGCUUGGAUGACAAUCGCAAUAGCAUUGACGAGCUCUCCAAGGUAAUGGGAAGCCGCGCAUUACUGGAAGACGACGAUGAAGGUCAUUUGACAGAGAACCAAUCGCCUAACCGACGCACGAGCGGAGUUGGGUUUUCACCUCUGCCCACACGAACUGUACCGGUACCGUUCUUUGAUUCUAGGGUCGAUGGACUCAAUAUCCCUGUUCCGUCUUGGACGAACCCAGCUCCCCUGGGAACAAUUUCCAAUUCCCUCCCUAAUACAUGGGCAAGUGGUGCUGGAUGGUCUGAUACCGACGCCGCGCGAAGUACUUUCAAUCGCCGCCGGAUUAAUAGGGUUGAUCACAUCCGGGCUUUAGCGUGCAAAAAAUGCCGCGAAUUAGGAGGAGAGAACAAUAACUUUGUUGAAGUCUCUACCCUGUUGAGAGCCAUGGAACAAGUAUCCCAUCCGGACAUGCAAAUCCUCAUGAAGGAUCUUGCUGAAAUCCUAGACAUUGAAGGGGAUGAACUCAAUGGUGGUGGAAUCCUUGCGGUGACGCACGACACGGAUGGAAGGACAUUGGUUCGGUUUGAAGGUGGUGAGUUAUUUGGUGUUGAUGGCGCUCCAUUGCACCAAGCGCCUGGGGCGCCCGCUAGUUCUGGCUUUCACGGGGUGCCUGGUGAGAUUGGUUCCCCAAAUGCGGGCAACGCAAGUCCAUUCAAACCGGUCCCACCUCCGGGCAUGAUGGUCAGUCCUAACCCCUCUGGAUUUUGACGAGUUUUACCACAAUCUCUGGGGCCAUUUGGGGGUCCUUUGGUUACAUUUUUUUCUUUUUCGCUUACUUCAAACUUGCUUUCUCUUUUCUUUCCUUUUACGGUGAUUGGGCUGGGGUUUUAUGAUUGCUGGUAGCAUUGGAAGAAGGGGCGGCUCUGAAUUGAAUAACUUUAAACAUU